Molecule: messenger RNA, 2809 nt
Organism: Nematostella vectensis (starlet sea anemone)
Lineage: Eukaryota; Metazoa; Cnidaria; Anthozoa; Actiniaria; Edwardsiidae
Product: ATP-dependent RNA helicase DHX33
Exons: 5
Coding region: 109-2199 (696 amino acids)
Biological process (GO): positive regulation of transcription by RNA polymerase I
Cellular component (GO): intracellular anatomical structure; nucleolus
Molecular function (GO): ATP binding; ATP hydrolysis activity; RNA binding
Source: RefSeq, a predicted model, not a curated record
AUCCUGAGCCAGCAAUCAUUUUGCCAGCGUAACAUCAUUCCAACAUGGCGGCUGUUGUGUUCCUGUGGUGUUCAGGAUAACUUUUCUUGGUUUCCGUAAAAGGAAAGCAUGGCCAACGCUCGAAAGAUCGUAAUUCCUGGACUAAAGCGCUCAUUCUCUGAAUCUGGAAGUCCAUUGCCGGCUAAAAGAGCUGUGAUUCGUUCUUCUUCAGCGUCCAAUGGAGGCGAACAAAAUGGUCAUACACAUGCUUCUAGUCCGAUACAGCGGCAGAAACUGAGUCUCCCUAUUUUCUCCGCUCGAAAAAGCCUGAUAACCGAGAUACGCAACAGGCAAAACGUCAUCAUUGUUGGUGAAACCGGAAGUGGUAAAACUACUCAAAUACCGCAAUAUCUUUAUGAGGCAAAAGUUGCUCGCAACUCUGUCAUUGCUUGCGCGCAACCUCGUCGCGUUGCCGCAAUAAGCAUUGCACAGAGGGUUAGUAGGGAGAUGGGGGUACAACUGGGAGAGGAGGUUGGUUAUACUGUCCGGUUUGAAGAUGUCACAUCUACAAAGACACGCAUUAAAUACAUGACAGAUGGUAUGCUGUUACGAGAGUCUGUAGGUGACUCCUUACUCAAGAGAUACUCUGUAAUUAUACUAGAUGAGGCUCAUGAGAGGACGAUACACACUGAUGUCUUAUUUGGCAUUGUCAAAGGAGCACAAAUAUCUAGGAAAGAAAGAGGAAUGCUGCCAUUAAAGAUUGUAGUAAUGUCUGCCACAUUAGAGGCACAUCAAUUCUCUGAAUAUUUUGGUAGUGCAGAAGUUUUAUAUAUUGAGGGUCGUCAGCACCCAGUUGAAUUGAUGUACGCAGUUGAGCCCCAAGUUGAUUAUAUGCAUGCAGCACUCAUCACAAUUAUGCAGUUGCAUCAAGAGAAACCCUUGGGAGGUGACAUCUUAGUAUUUCUGACUGGUCAGGAUGAGAUUGAGUCAUUAUCUAAACUGGUAUCAGAUUGUUCUUUGCACUGUCCACCAGACUGCCCUCAGCUACUGGUCUGCCCCAUGUUUGCCGCUCUGCCAUCAAGUCAACAGAUGCAGGUUUUCAGGCCAGCCAUACCAGGAGCAAGAAAGGUUAUACUGUCCACAAACAUUGCAGAGACAUCUGUGACCAUCCCAGGGGUUAAAUAUGUUAUUGACACAGGAUAUGUCAAAGCCAAAGGUUUUCACCCAAAAACAGGACUGGACAUGCUACGUGUGCAGCCUGUCUCCAAAGCUCAGGCUCGUCAGAGGCUAGGGCGUGCUGGUAGGGAGUGCAGUGGAGUCUGCUACAGGUUAUACACUGAGGAACAAUUUGAGCAACUUGCAGAAGCUACUGUCCCCGAGAUCCAGAGGUGUAAUCUCUCUAGUGUCAUACUGCAGUUAAUGGCCCUGGGAAUACCUGACAUUGCAAGCUUUGACUUCAUGGAUAAGCCUUCAGCGGAUGCAAUAGAUGGUGCCCUGAAGCAGCUUGUUAUUUUAGAGGCAUUGCAGGAAAUAAACGGUGAUUAUAAGCUGACAUCCCUCGGUCAAAAGAUGGCACAGUUUCCCCUAGAGCCUCGUCUUGCUAAGGUGAUCCUCGCGUCGGAAACCCUAGGCUGCAGUGAAGAGAUACUAACUGUGGUAGCCUUACUUUCGGUGGACUCUAUCACCUACACCCCUCAGAGCAAGCGUGACCACGCCCUAAAAGUCCGCAAGAAAUUCCUCUCGUCAGAAGGCGACCAGAUCACCCUACUCAAUAUCUAUCGCGCUUACAAGCAAUGUGGGAUGAACAAGAGCUGGUGCGCUGAACACUUCAUCAAUACACGCGUCAUGAAACUGGUCAUGGACAUUCGUAAGCAACUGAGGGAGAUCUGUAUUCGCUUGGAGAUUAAGCUUCAAUCGUGUGGAAAGGACUCGGCCACUUUACGGCAGUGUUUGUGUAGAGGUUUGUUCAUGAAUUCUGCGGAGCUUCAGCUAGAUGGAACAUAUCAGACGCUUAAUCAUCGAGAGACGGUUGCGAUUCACCCUUCCUCCUCUCUCUUUAUGUCCAAGCCGGCUUAUGUAGUGUACAACGAAUUGGUGCAUACCUCCAAGUGUUACAUGCGGGAUGUAAGUGUGGUCUCUUGUGAUUGGUUACUUGAGGCAGCACCGGGAUUUUUCCAAGAACAUAGGCUCAAGCCAAGGCCUACUGCGGUCAUGUCCUGAUAAGCUUCUAUUACUGUGGCCUUUGCUGAAGUCGGCAGUGUUUUUUUUCCAAGAACACAGUUUUGGCGUGAAUGCCAAUAAGACCAGCGUUAGUAAAACUUCCCAUGAAAGACGCCCCGAGUUGAUCAAGCUGGUGUUACAUACAAAGAAAAGAUGUGGAAUUCGACCCUCCACAUAUUGAUCUGCUCUUCUAUUCAUUCAUCGUUUUUUUAAUUCACCACAAGUAGUAAUGGAAUCUGGAUUCUAGUAAACCCCUAUUCUAGUAGAAGAAUAAUGUAUCAUAGAAUCGGACAAUUCAGAUUUGUUGAACAGAAAGCAAAAAUAUAUUGUAUAGAGGUCCGGUUUGACUGAUUUUAGUAUUAUGGUUUACUUAGUAAUCAAUAUAAGUACCUAGCUAUGUAGGGAAAGCGUUUUUUUUUUUAUGAUAUAGAACACAAGAUUUUACACCUUAUUACCAGUAACCCAUCACUUUAAACACAAAACUAUUACUAGGAGCGUACAACACAGGUAGCCCAACACAACCAGCCUACAACACAGGUAGCCCAACACCUGGAGCCUACAACACUGGUAACACGAAGCAUAAAACAGAUAAAAAUACAGCUCGCUUGCA